Lolium rigidum is the source of this 1674-nucleotide messenger RNA. RefSeq names its product tyrosine N-monooxygenase-like. The transcript is spliced from 2 exons. Lineage: Eukaryota; Viridiplantae; Streptophyta; Magnoliopsida; Poales; Poaceae. Gene Ontology annotation, molecular function: oxidoreductase activity, acting on paired donors, with incorporation or reduction of molecular oxygen; iron ion binding; monooxygenase activity. The coding region runs from base 1 to 1674 and encodes 557 amino acids. The record is from RefSeq and is a predicted model, not a curated record.
AUGUACAUAAAUAGGGGCCUCGAGCUUGCGCAGACAGCAUCAAGCAAUCGCAAGCCAAGCUACACAAUGCUGCAGGGAGCCUCCUCCUCGCUGUUAGUGCUGCUCGUCGUACUAACAACGAUCACAUACUACCUCGUCCAGAGGUUUAGGCCAAAGAGCCGAUGCUCGUCGUCGGCGGCGCCGCUCCCACCCGGGCCUCAGCCGUGGCCGGUGGUGGGCAACCUGCCCGAGAUGAUACUGAAUAAGCCGGCCGUGUUCAGGUGGAUCCACCUCGUGAUGAAGGAGAUGGGCACUGAUAUCGCCUGCUUCCGGUUCGGCCGCGUCCACGUCAUCUCGGUCACCUGCCCUAAGAUAGCCAUGGAGGUGUUUAAGAAGCAGGACGCCAACUUCGCGUCCCGUCCGCUCACCUUCGCCUCCAGUGCCGCCGGCGGCGGGUACAAGGAGGCCGUGCUCUCGCCCGUGGGCGACCAGUGGAGGAAGAUGCGCAGAAUGCUUGUCUCAGAGGUCGUCUCCCCGUCCCGCCACAGGUGGCUCCACGACAAGCGCGCCGACGAGGCCGACCAUUUCACACGCUACCUCUACAACAAAAUCGCUGGCGGCGGCGCCGCCGUGGACGUCAGGCACGUCGCGCGGCAUUUCACCGGCAACGUCAUCCGUCGGCUCCUCUUUGGUAGCCGGUACUUGGGAGAGCCACAGCCUGACGGCGGGCCGGGGCGGAUGGAGCGGGACCAGAUUGACGCCUCCUUCGCCGUCAUUGCGGGCCUAUUCUCGUUCUGCGUCAGCGACUACCUCCCGUGGCUAGUCGGCUUCGACCUCGACGGCCACGAGAAGAUCGUCAAGGAGGCUAACGCGACGCUGGAUAGGCUUCACGACACGGCCAUCGACGAGCGGUGGAGGCAGUGGAAGACCGGCGAGAAGGAGGAGGUUGAGGACCUCCUCGACGUCCUCGUAACGCACAAAGACGGCGAUGGCAACCCGUUGCUAACCAUUGAGGAGGUCAAAGCACAGACCAAGAUCAUAAUAUUAGCGGCGGUUGACAACCCGUCCAAUGCCGUGGAGUGGGCUCUUGCGGAGAUGGUGAACAACCCCGAGUUACUUCGGAUUGCAGUAGAGGAGAUGGACCGGGUGGUGGGUCGCGAGAGGCUUGUGCAAGAGACAGACAUCCCACGGCUUAACUAUGCCAAGGCGUGCAUCCGCGAGGCAUUCCGUCGGCAUCCCGUUGAUCCAUUCAACUUGCCACAUGUUGCACUUGCUGACACCACCGUUGCCGGCUACCGUGUGCCCAAGGGCAGCCAUGUUCUCAUAAGCCGGGUCGGCUUGGGACGGAACCCAACUGUAUGGGACGAACCACACCUGUUCAAGCCAGAGCGCCACCUAGAAGAUGGCGUGGAAGUGGUGCUCACGGAGAGUGAGAUGCGGUUCAUCUCAUUUGGCAUCGGACGUCGUGGCUGCGUCGCAACAUCGUUGGGGACAGCCAUGACCGUCAUGCUCUUCGCCAGGCUCUUGCAGGGAUUCACUUGGAGCAAACCAUCUGAGGUGACGAGCAUUGAUCUUAGCGAGUCAAAGAACAAUCUAUACAUGGCGAAGCCGCUGGUAUUGCAUGCUGAGCCACGCCUGCCGGUGCACCUCUACAAUCUACAUCCAUACAAAAACAUCCACCAUCAGCCUUCUUGA